Meloidogyne enterolobii is the source of this 1665-nucleotide messenger RNA. Lineage: Eukaryota; Metazoa; Nematoda; Chromadorea; Rhabditida; Meloidogynidae. The record is from the annotation of a GenBank genome assembly.
AUGCGUCUUCGAAUUAAAUUAUCACCAACUUUAUCUUCUCACACAGAAGCUGUAAAUGGGGUUGAUUGGAUAAAUACAGAUGAGGGUAUUUCUAUAUCAGAUGACCAUUUAAUUAAACUUUGGAUUAUGGAAAAAAUGGAAUCAAUGGAUUUGACUAUUGUUAAUGUUAAAGAAAAGAUUUUUCCAACUUCUCUCCAAUUAUCUAACCAUUCUUUACGUGAAGCAACAUCUAAACAAACAAACAAUCCUUUAAAGUCAUCAAACACAAAAUUAUCAACUUCAAAAAAUUUUUCUGAAAUAUUUUUGGUUACAACUUCUGAUGGAAAAAUUUAUUUAUUAAAUUUAAAUGGAAAAUUAGAAAAAGUAAUUGAUGCCCAUCAUGGAGCUACAAUUAUGGCCCGUUGGAAUAAUUCAGAGCCUGGGGGUGCUGGGGGGUUUGCAAGUUGUGGAGAGGAUGGUUGUGUUAAAAUUUGGUCUAAAAAUGGAAUGCUUCGUUCUGUUCUUGCGCAAAUUGGAAAACCUAUAUAUUCUCUUGAUUGGAAUGGAGAUUGUAGUAAAUUGGUAUAUUGUGCUGGAGAUGAAUGUUUUAUUAAGCAAUUGAAUGUACAAAGUUCACCAAUCAAAUGGAGAGCACAUACCGGACUUGUUACUUGUUUAGGUUGGAGUGCUGUUAAUGAUCAGAUUCUGACCGGAGGAGAGGAUUGUCGCUAUAGGCUAUGGAAUGGACAAGGCCGCCCUUUAUGGUCAUCUGCUGCUUAUGCUUUCCCAAUAUCCUCUGUAGCUUGGAAUCAUAAUGGAACAAUGUUUGCUGUUGGAUCCUUUAAUUUAUUGAGACUUUGUGAUAAAUCUGGGUGGUCACAUUCAAUGGAAAGGCCGAAUUGUGGAUCAAUUAAUUGUUUAAGUUGGUCACCUGAUUGUUUACAAUUAAUUGGUGGUUCUGCUAGUGGACAAUUAUUACAUGCACAUAUUGUUGAAAAUAAUUUACCUUAUUUAAAUAGACGUUUAAUUUGGGAACAACUUGAAGCUAUACAAAUAAAUAGAAGAACAAUAAAUAUUCGUGAUUUAAGUUCAGAAGUUGUCAGAGAACGUUUAGAAACAAAAGACAGAAUUAUAAAAAUGGAGAUUGGAUUUAAUUAUUUAAUUGUUGCUACAUCUAAACAAUUAUAUAUUUUUAGGUAUUUUUAUAUAAAUUAUACAAAGGUAUUUUGUAAUUUUAGUGCUAAAAAUUGGAAUACUCCAAUUGUUAAUGAUCUUCGUGAAGGUUCUGGAUUAGUUUCCUUGAUUCGUUUAUGCGAAAAAUGUUUUUUACUUGUUGAUUCUUCAUCUGUACAAGUUCUAAAUUAUGAAGGCAAAUCAAUUUGUAAUAUAAAAAUUUCGUCUUUUGGAGAACCAUUUAAUGAACAAACAGCAGCAAUAGCUAAUGAUUUAGUUGUUUUGAGAGAUAAAACCCAACAUUCAUUAAUUCAUUUAUUUGACCCUCAAAAUGGAAGGGUUGCUGGUGAUGGGGAAAUUAAACAUUUAUCAAAUAUUGUUGAAUUAUGUGUUAAUCAAUGUGGAGGUAUUGUUGAUAGAAGGAUAAUAUUUUUGGAUAUAAAUGGAGAUUGUUUUAUUGCUUUAGUAAAUCGCUAUGGAGCACCUGAAAGAAUUCAGAAAAUUGGUGGGUGA